Messenger RNA from Staurois parvus, 304 nucleotides. The record is from the annotation of a GenBank genome assembly. Lineage: Eukaryota; Metazoa; Chordata; Amphibia; Anura; Ranidae.
CUACAUUUAUUUGGUGAAAAUAACCAAAUCAGUAUUUAUAAUUUAGUCUGUAGGAAAGUUAUAGAGUUCACAAACUAUGGGAUAUAACUGAAAAUGGAUCAAUCCUGAAGUACUGACAGCCAAUCUAAUUUCUUGAGGCCCAAAAAUGUCAGAACAGUACAGAUAUCCCCCAAAUGACCCCUUUUUGAAAAGUAGACAGUCCGACGUAUUUCAUAAGAGACAUGGCAAGUUUUUUCAAAAUUGUAAUUUCUGUUGUCAUAAUUUUUCGGAAAAUGAAAAAAAUUUGUUUUUUACAUACUGUCAC